Dichomitus squalens LYAD-421 SS1 is the source of this 501-nucleotide messenger RNA. RefSeq lists its product as uncharacterized. Gene Ontology annotation, molecular function: protein binding. The transcript has 4 exons. The annotation marks the transcript as partial. The record is from RefSeq and is a predicted model, not a curated record. NCBI's taxonomy places the organism in Eukaryota, Fungi, Basidiomycota, Agaricomycetes, Polyporales, Polyporaceae.
CUGGCAGCCAGACACACCUCUGCUAUCCAUUCUCUACUCCCAGUACGCGAUACCAGCCAUAAGCUGCUCAUCGGCGGCGCGGACUGCGCGCUUUCAGUCUACGACUUGUCUUCCGAGCGGACCGUCAAUACGCUGAAGCUGUCGAACCCGAUAUACCAUCUUCAUCCUGUAGCAUCUCCCCAUUGCGUGCUCGUCGAGCUCGCUCAUCGUGAGUUCCAAUUCGAGAUACGAGACCGUCGCUUGGUCCCUCAGCAGCCGGCCGUCCGGUUCGGGUAUCCGAAUACCAAGGUGCAUGGACGGUAUACGAAAGGUGCUGUGGAUUCUCAUAUAUUCGCAUGUGGCGGCACCGAGGACGGCUGUGUUCGAUUGUGGGAUAUGAGGAAGUCGUCAAAUAUCCUGCAGACGAUACCUUGUCUUCCAGGGAAGAAAGUCGCCCAAGUCCAUAUCAGCAGCUCCCGGAUAGUGGCUUGCUCGGAGGAUUACCAUCUAGCUAUCUUGAAC